AUGAUUCCUCUCCUAGUCAAAAACGUGCAAUGUGCCACUGUGUUAUCAGACAUUUUGCGUCGAUGCACCCAUUCAGCUCCGGGUUUGGCAAACACCGACGGGAAACGAAGAGCUGUGAAGUUAUUGUCGUAUGAUAAACAGCCAUUGAGACAACUUAUGGAAGCAACCAUCUGUGCAUAUAUCAAUACAACUCAUUCAAAACUCACGCACAUCAGUCCGCGUCACUAUGGUGAUUUUAUAGACUUCCUCAGUAAAGCGCGGGAAACAUUCCUUCUCGCCCAUGACGGUCAUAUGCAGUUUACGCAGUUGAUAGAAAGCAUGAAACUUGUGUAUAAAGGAAAGAAAAAGCUGAUGUCUUUGAUCAAAGAAAGAUUUGGAUUGUGA
Mercenaria mercenaria is the source of this 384-nucleotide messenger RNA. RefSeq names its product zinc finger SWIM domain-containing protein 5-like. Gene Ontology annotation, cellular component: Cul2-RING ubiquitin ligase complex. The record is from RefSeq and is a predicted model, not a curated record. The coding region runs from base 1 to 384 and encodes 127 amino acids. The transcript has a single exon. Lineage: Eukaryota; Metazoa; Mollusca; Bivalvia; Venerida; Veneridae.